Artibeus jamaicensis (Jamaican fruit-eating bat) is the source of this 2073-nucleotide messenger RNA. It is a transcript of the gene INSL3, whose product is annotated as insulin like 3. Gene Ontology annotation, molecular function: hormone activity; G protein-coupled receptor binding. Gene Ontology annotation, biological process: adenylate cyclase-inhibiting G protein-coupled receptor signaling pathway. The record is from RefSeq and is a predicted model, not a curated record. The transcript is spliced from 2 exons. Gene Ontology annotation, cellular component: extracellular region. Lineage: Eukaryota; Metazoa; Chordata; Mammalia; Chiroptera; Phyllostomidae. Bases 1346 to 1732 code for a protein of 128 amino acids.
CAGGACUGCUGGAAGCGUGCGGAGAGUGACAGAGAAAGAUAAAGAGGGAGGGGAAGAGAGAGAGAGAGAGUGUGAGCGAGCAGGGGAGAGAGAUGAAGACAGAUCUCUCAGUCCAGGAAAAGCUGCCUGCUCUGGUGAAAAUCACGGAGCAAGAGUGUGGGGUGGCUGCUCUCUAAGCUUAAGCAAGACCAGGUUUUCAGCUCAAGGUCUCUCUGCCUUAGUUUCCUUUCUCAGUAAAACAAGGUCAUAAAGGCCUCCUGGGCACCAGGCUGGUACCCAGUAGGUGCUAAGCAAAUGCAGCCACCUUUAUUCUUCGCCUAGGCUAAGAAUGGUCUGAUGUGGAAGAGCCAGCACCCGCAGCCCUAGGGCCCGCCCUCCUGCAACCUUGGACAAGUGUGGGGUCCCCUCCACUAGCCUCGGUUUCCUGUUAGCACAAUAAUAGCAACAAGGUUCUGGGUGUCCCUGGUCGCGGUUGGCUGAAUGCCCACUCCAACCACUACCACUUCAUGAAAUUAUUACUUCUCAGUUGAUCUAUUUCACUUCUUUAAAGUGGGUAUAGUAAAAACAAAGACCCCUGAGCCAGAGGUCCCUCUGAGGAAGGUACACCCAGGACACGGGCCUGGGGAGAGAGGCCCUUGCGUUUCGCGCCUGUCUUAGUCUGUCAAUAACUGAUGUUGCGGCUCGAUCGGGUCCUGCAUUUCUUAUGAUUAUAAGACACCAUUAGUGACUAUUAGGGAACGUUGAAAAAAAAUAAAGGUUUAUUACUUGUAGGAUCUGGAAAUAACACACCUGGGGCCACAGAGUGAGAGGCCGGGUAAGCAGAACAUGCACAGGCCUGCAGUUCGGCGGGUACUGAGGGUGGUGGGGGAAGGGGCUGGGGUUUGCCCUCUUUAUUGUGAAUUCAAAACAUGAGAGUGGUAACUGAAAGCGUGAAAGAGAAAAAAACAAGUGGGCCAAGUGGUCAGUUAUCAAAAUCAACCAUCAAGAUCUCGAACACAGAGGAGUCUCGGUGAAGGUGGACAGCACUUCACCAAGCAGCUGGGCAGGCACGUGGUUUGUGGCGAUGGCCCUCGUUGAGAUGGUAGUCUCCAUAAUCAAAGCUUAAUCAAGUCAGGCACUAGCAUUACAAAAAGAUAAAUAAAUAAAAUAAAGUAAAAUAACAAAGAAGAAAGAAAAAAAAAAGGAAAGAAAAUAGUGUCAAGGCUUAUGCUGCACUCACCCUGACCCUGCCCUUGACCCUCUCUCCCUGGGCCCUCUCCAUGCUGUCUUCUUCCUCCAAGGUCCCCAGCUGGGGCGGGCUACAGACCUAUAAAGGAGUUGCGGGCUGCGCUCGGCCUCCGCCACCAUGGACCCCCGCCUGCUCCCCUGGGCCCUGGUGCUGCUGGGCCCGGCCCUGAUACUGGCGCUGGGCCGUGCUCCUGCCCCAGAGACGCCAGAGAAGCUGUGUGGCCGCCACUUUGUUCGUGCGCUGGUGGGAGUGUGUGGGGGCCCACGCUGGUCCCCUGAACCUGGGAGGCUGGUGGCUGGCGGCAACCGUGAGCUGCUGCAAUGGCUGGAAGGACUACAUCUCCAUGGGCUGGUGGCCAAUAGGGACUCGAUGCUGUUACUCAACCCUCAGCACCAGGGCUCUCAGCAUCACCGCCGCCGCCGGGCAGCUGCUACCAACCCUGCCCACCACUGCUGUCUCAGUGGCUGCACCUGGCAAGACUUGCUGGCCCUCUGUCCCCACUGAGCCUUCCUGGGGCAUGGCUUCUGGGGAGCCAGAGACCCAGAAGGUAUGGUCUGGUGGACUCCUGAAGCCACACAGCACCAUAAAAUCCCAUAUCUGGGGGGACAUUGUUGAUUACCUCCUGGGACAUGGAACUUGCCACCUACCCCAGACCACCUGUCCUCUGUAGGGUGCACUUGGGAAAAAAACACAUCCCACCCUGGCUUGGAGGAUCCUUGGUUUCACUGAGAUGCCAGACACUGAGGGACAGAUGUCCUCACCCCUGAGGAGCCCCAGGUGCCACCCUCUCUGCAUUUGUGACACCCCACCCCGUCUUGCUGUCUUCCCACUAGUAAAUAAAUAAA